CAACCCCAAACCCCCUGCCGGCGAUCUCCCCACCCACCGAUGGCCGGCGAGCCUGCCCCCACGCCCGCCGGCCCCUCAGCGGAGCCCGAAACCGAGGCUGAGCGCCUCCUUGCGCUGGCCGAGUCCGAGAUCUCCGAGGGGCGCCUCCGCGCGGCCCGCAAGCACGCCCGCCGCGCCGCCCUCCUCGACCCGGCCUCCUCGCGAGCCGCCACCCUCGCCACCGCCGCCAACGUCCUCGUCGCCGAAGACUCCUCCCACCACGCCGUCCUCCUGCUCCCGGACGACAAGUCCUCCUCGCCGCUCUCCGCCUCCGCCCUCCGCCGCCACUUCAGGUCCCUCGUCAAAUCCCUCCGCUUCAGCCCCGACGACUUCGCCGCCUCCCCCGCCGUCGCCGCGGCCGUCGAGGAAGCGCUCGGCCGCGCCGCCGGGGCUUACGAGGCGCUCACUGCCCCGCCCCCGCCCCCGCCCCCCGCCCCGGCCACCUUCUGGACGGCCUGCGCCGGCUGCCGCCUCCUCCACGAGUUCGAGCGCAAGUAUGUGGGCUACCGCCUCGUGUGCCCCUCCUGCCACCGGACCUUCCUCGCCACCGAGAUUCCGCCUCCGCCGGAGGCGGGGUCGGAAUCCCCUACACCUGCGCCGCCGCCGGCCAAGAAGCCCAAGACCGAGAAACCGGAGAUGACGCUCGCCGAGAUAAAGCUCAAGCUCGCCAAGAAGAGAGGGGCAAAGGCUCCCAAGAGGUCAUCCAGAGGCGAGGUGGAGCAGGAAGACGGCGAGGAGGUUGAGGCGGGGAACAUUCUUGGGAAUUCCGACCCCAUGGCUAUGGUGGACUCUGACUUCUACAACUUCGACGCCGACCGCGGCGAGCGGUGCUUCAAGAAAGGCCAGCUCUGGGCUUUGUACAGCGAUGAUGAUGGCAUGCCGCGCUACUACGCAUUGGUAGAGGGGGUGCUGCGAGGCAGCCGAUUCCGCAUCCAGAUACGGUGGCUUGAUGGCGAGGAGGGGAAACCAUGUGGGCAGUUCAAGGUUGGGAGUGCAGAGACACUGCAUUCAGUCAAUGUCUUCUCACAUCUUCUCACCUGCGAGAGGGUGGCGAGGGAGGUGUACCGGGUUUACCCCAGGAAGGCCUCGGUUUGGGCAUUCCAUGGUGACCAGGCAAGCAGCACAGGGAGGGGAAGGUAUGAAAUUGUGGUGUUUCUCAGUGGUUGCAGUGAGCAGUAUGGUGCUACCUUCGGCUAUCUGGAGAAGGUGGAAGGUUUCAGAAGCAUCUUCAAACGCCGGGAUGUUGGUGCUCAUGCUGUGCAAUCCCUUCAGAAAGGUGAUAUUGGGGUGCUUUCGCAUCAGAUACCAGCGAAGAAGGUGUCCAAGGAUGAGGGAUCAGUGCUGCCUCCUGGGGACUGCUGGGAGCUUGAUCCUGCAUCCUUGCCUCCUGAGCUUCUGCAUCUUGAACGACCAAGGAAAUGACGAAGGUUGGAUGUGUUGUGUAGGAUUGACUGUGCAUAGCAUACGAAUCGCAGAGAAAGGCUGUUGCUUUGGUCUGCCACGCCAAAUGGUGUCUUGGUGUGGGGAUGCAUCUGCUUUGCCAACUCUACCUGGGCAUUUGCUCCAUGUUUAUGAUCCUUCUUCUGGUAGCAGGGGCGGAGCGCCCGGUACGGCGACGUAUGGCGCUCGCCAUACCUCGCUCCGGCCACCAAAACCCAUAGACACUAUGUAGCUGCCGUUGUGGUUUCUGAUUUGAAGGAAAGAAGUUGCUGUUUUGGUCGCCA
Molecule: messenger RNA, 1763 nt
Organism: Panicum virgatum (switchgrass)
Lineage: Eukaryota; Viridiplantae; Streptophyta; Magnoliopsida; Poales; Poaceae
Exons: 1
Coding region: 40-1461 (473 amino acids)
Source: RefSeq, a predicted model, not a curated record